CCAAAAGCGCUUUUGUUUUAAAACUCUUUACACACCCGCGAAGAGUAAUAUAUAUAUAUCGAGAGAGAGAGAAAGAGUGCUACUUUCCAGGUCUUUGCUCAACAAUCAUUUCGAUUUUCCAUUCCAAUUCCAUGGCGAAGAAAGCUGUGAAAUACUCUGUGGUGGACGCGUUCGCAGACUCGGCUUUCAAAGGGAACCCAGCAGCGGUUUGCUUGCUGGAGGAAGAAAGAGACGACCAGUGGCUACAAGCCGUGGCCGCCGAGUUCAACCUCUCCGAGACAUGUUACUUGACUCGGCUCACUGAGUCUGACUCAGCUCCUCGGUUCGGUCUCAGAUGGUUCACUCCUUCCAAUGAGGUUGAGCUUUGUGGUCAUGCAACAUUAGCAGCUGCAUACACUCUCUUUAACUCUGGUUUGGUAACGUCCGACAUUAUUGAGUUUGCCACAUUAUCCGGAAUCCUAAAAGCUAAAAAGGUUCCAGAUGUUAAGACAGCCAAUGGUUUGAAUACUCACAAUGGGGAAGCACAAGAGUCCUAUUUUGUUGAACUGAAUUUUCCUGCCGACCCCUCUAAUGAAUUCAACUCUGGUGAUGUUUCGGUAAUCUCUAAGGCCUUAGAUGGUGCUUCUAUGGUUGAAAUAAGGAGGACAACUGUCACAGAUGAUUUACUUGUUGUGCUUCCAUCAGCAAAAGCUGUCACAGAUUUACAGCCGCAGUUAGAUGCAAUUCGCCAAUGUCCAGGGUCUAGGGGAGUGAUCGUUACGGGGAUUGCUCCUCCAGAAUCUGUAUAUGAUUUUUACAGUAGAUUCUUCUGUCCCAAACAUGGGAUUGAUGAGGAUCCCGUUUGUGGGAGCGCACAUUGUGCCCUUGCAUCAUAUUGGUGCAAAAAACUUGGAAAGUCUGAUGUUUUUGCUUAUCAGGCAUCACCUCGAGGGGGAGCAAUAAACGUUCAUCUAGAUGAGCAAAAUCAAAGGGUACUGCUGCGAGGAAAAGCUGUUAUUGUGAUGGAAGGAACUGUUUUAGCUUGAAGUUGGAGUUAAUUUUAUUUUGAAGUAUAAACAUUUGAAAUAAAUGUCUCAAUUUGACGGGGAAAGAACCAUUAUAUUUGAAUUAAAUAAAUUUGAGCAAAUUAGUUA
Messenger RNA from Pyrus x bretschneideri (Chinese white pear), 1133 nucleotides. RefSeq lists its product as uncharacterized. The transcript has 6 exons. NCBI's taxonomy places the organism in Eukaryota, Viridiplantae, Streptophyta, Magnoliopsida, Rosales, Rosaceae. Gene Ontology annotation, cellular component: cytoplasm. The record is from RefSeq and is a predicted model, not a curated record. Gene Ontology annotation, biological process: biosynthetic process. Bases 132 to 1025 code for a protein of 297 amino acids. Gene Ontology annotation, molecular function: isomerase activity.